Messenger RNA from Thamnophis elegans (Western terrestrial garter snake), 3080 nucleotides. It is a transcript of the gene MED15, whose product is annotated as mediator complex subunit 15. Gene Ontology annotation, biological process: regulation of DNA-templated transcription. Lineage: Eukaryota; Metazoa; Chordata; Lepidosauria; Squamata; Natricidae. The coding region runs from base 226 to 2496 and encodes 756 amino acids. The record is from RefSeq and is a predicted model, not a curated record. The transcript has 18 exons. Gene Ontology annotation, molecular function: transcription coregulator activity.
CUGCGGAGCUGCUCGGGGGAGCCCCGCGUGGCCCGACCUCUGGGCCAAGGGAAGGGCGGCCCGGGGCGAGUUCGGGGCGCCGAGUUGGCGGCUGACCGGCUUGAGGCCGAAGCUGGGCAAGAGCUGCCUGCCGGGGCCCUGUGGGAAGCAGCGCAGAGCCUCCCCCCGCGCCUUACCUACAGGGAGGGGCCCGGCCAGGUGGGAAGUGGCGGCAGUGAAGAUGCCAUGAGAAAUGCUGGCGUUGCUCACAGUAAGACCAGCAAAGAAAUGGAAAACCAUGUUUUCAUGAAGGCCAAAACGCGGGAUGAAUAUCUCUCGCUCGUGGCAAGACUCAUCAUCCAUUUCCGGGAUAUUCACAAUAAGAAGUCUCUGGCCUCCGUCAACGACCCAAUGAAUGCGCUGCAGAACCUGACUGGGGCUCCUCCAGCAGGACCAGGGGCCAUGGGGAUGGCUUCCCGUCCUCAGGGAGCUUCCCUGGCCGGGAUGAGUGGGCUUGGGCCCCCCAUGGGACAGCCAAUGAAUCUCCCAGGGCAGCAGCCUCCUGGACCUGCCGGGAUGGCCCCUCACGGUAUCCCCAACAUCUCUGCCACCAGCCAGCCAACCCAGCUCCAGCUGCAGCAGAUGGCUGCACAGCAGCAGCAGCAGUUCCAGCAGCAGCAGCAGCAGCAGCAGCAAGCCGCCCUGCAGCAGCAGCAGCAGCAACAGCAGCAGCAGUUCCAGGCCCAGCAGUCAGCAAUGCAGCAACAGCAGUUCCAGGUGCAGCAGCAAGCGGCAGCAGUUGCACAGCAGCAAAUGCAGGUGGCACAGCAGCAGCAGCAGCAAAUGCUCAAGUUGCAGCUGCAUCAACAAAGCCAGCAGCAGAUGCAGCAGCAGCAGCAGCAAAUGCAGCGAAUUGCUCAGAUGCAACAGCUGCAGCAGCAGGCUGCUCAGGCCGCUCAAGCCCAGCAGCAGCAGCAGCAGCAGCAGCAGCAGCAGCAGCAGCAGCAGCCAGCACCGCAACCACCACCUCAGCCGCCACCCCCGCAACCAAUGCAGCAGCAGGUGGCCCAGGCCCCGUCUCAGUCGCUUCCCCCUCAGCCCAUGGUCUCCCAGGCCCAGACUGUUCCGGGACAGAUCCCUGGCCAGGUCAUGUCCAUGGCCAUCCUGCCAGCGCAACUAAAAGCCAUGCAGGCCAGAGCUUUGCAGCAGCAACAGCAACAGCAGCAGCAGCAGCAGCAGCAGCAGCAACAGGUGGCUUCCCAAGUCCAGGCUGCCCAGAUGGGAGCAUCGAGCCAGAUGAUCACCGCAAGUAUGGCCCGAGGUGGGAUGCCAAUAAGACCACGGUUCCCGCCCGCCACCGCUGUCUCUGCCACGCCUCCGAGCACCAUGCCUUUGGGUGGACCACAAAUGCCUCAGGUCAGCCAGAGCAGUAUCAGCAUGAUGUCUUCUCCGUCUCCCAUCCAGCAAGCCCAGACACCCCAGCCAAUGCCGCCCCCGCCUCAACCACAGCCUUCUCCUCAGUCUGGGCAGCUCAACUCCCAGCCCAACUCCAAUGUCAGUUCUGGCCCAGCCCCAUCUCCCAGCAGCUUUCUUCCCAGUCCGUCUCCCCAGCCUUCACAGAGCCCGGCAGCUGCCCGCACACCACAGAACUUCAGCGUCCCUUCUCCAGGGCCGCUCAACACCCCAGGCAACCCCAGCUCUGUCAUGAGCCCGGCCAGCUCCAGCCAGUCUGAGGAGCAGCAGUACUUGGAGAAGCUCAAGCAGCUGUCCAAAUACAUCGAGCCUCUGCGCAGGAUGAUCAACAAGAUUGACAAAAAUGAAGACAGGAAGAAGGACCUGAGCAAGAUGAAGAGCCUGCUGGACAUUCUGACAGAUCCUAAGAAGCGAUGUCCUCUGAAAACCUUGCAGAAAUGUGAAAUUGCUCUGGAGAAGCUCAAGAACGACAUGGCCGUGCCCACCCCUCCUCCCCCUGCAGUGCCUCCCACAAAGCAGCAAUAUCUGUGCCAACCGUUGCUGGAUGCUGUCCUUGCCAACAUCCGCUCACCAGUCUUCAAUCAUUCCCUGUAUCGAACCUUCAUGCCAGCCGUGACCGCCAUCCAUGGGCCCCCAAUCACGACUCCGGUGCCUUCCCCUCGGAAGCGGAAGUACGAAGACGACGAGAGGCAGACCAUCCCAAAUGUUCUGCAAGGGGAGGUGGCAAGAUUAAACCCCAAGUUCCUUGUGAACCUUGAUCCCGCCCACUGCAGCAACAAUGGCACAGUCCAUCUCAUAUGCAAGAUAGAUGACAAGAACCUUCCCAGCGUCCCCCCGCUGCAGCUCAGUGUCCCAGCCGACUACCCAGACCAGAGCCCCCUCUGGAUUGACAACCCUCAUCAAUACGAAGCAAACCCUUUCCUGCAGUCGGUGUAUCGCUACAUGAUGUCCAAAUUGUUGCAGCUGCCGGACAAGCACUCUGUCACCGCCCUUCUCAACACCUGGGCCCAGAGCAUCCGGCAGGCCUGCUUAUCUGCCGCUUGACCAGCCAGUCUUGCCAGCUAGGAACCAGAAGCAAGAGACUUCGUGGGCUUGGACCUGGCUUUCUUGCUUUUGCUGCUUCUGCCUUUGGCGGCUGGCCAGACUCUUGAUAUCCACAGGGAUUUGCAGUUUUCAGGGCAGGGUUAAAAAGGCCUUUGUCAAGAAGAGCUUGGGAAAGCCAACUCGGUCCCUUGUAGAAAGAUGGACAGCUGGUCCAGUGUUAGCCCUGCCCUCAGUCGGCAGGAGGAGCCACUGCGCUCUGCUUCUCCCAAGGCAUCAAGUGGGGGCUGGCAGGGGUCUGCCAAGGAUCGGAGCGCAAGUUCAGGCAGAGCCUGCUUUCAGCACUCCAGCUGAUAUCUCUUGACAUUUCAGUUUCAGGAAUGGGACUGUCCACCUUUCCGAAUGUUGGCAUUGUUAAGACAGCCUUUUGGAUGCUGCCCCUUCUUUCAAUCUCUGAGCACUCUGUCAUUUUGAAGAUUUUCAAGUAAUUACUUUGCAAGAUGCUGAUUAAUUGUAGUAUAACAGGCGCAAUCUUUCAGACACAAAUCAUUGUUUUAUUGUAAUAAAUCUAUUGUUACAGUAUUUAA